Molecule: messenger RNA, 1287 nt
Organism: Pochonia chlamydosporia 170
Lineage: Eukaryota; Fungi; Ascomycota; Sordariomycetes; Hypocreales; Clavicipitaceae
Product: saccharopine dehydrogenase
Exons: 8
Coding region: 1-1287 (428 amino acids)
Cellular component (GO): cytoplasm
Molecular function (GO): saccharopine dehydrogenase activity
Source: RefSeq, a predicted model, not a curated record
AUGCCGCAAUCCGCCCUUCUUCUCGGCUCUGGCUUCGUUGCCACACCCUGCAUCGAAGAACUCUCCAAGGCCGGCGUUCACGUUACCGUCGCUUGCCGAACUCUCGAGUCUGCAAAGAAGCUCGCUGGCAGCUAUGCCAACACCAAGGCCGUCAGCCUCGAUGUAAACAACGCCGAAGCCCUCGAGGCCGCCGUCGCCCAGCACGAUGUCUCCAUUUCGCUGGUCCCCUACAUCUACCACGCCAAUGUCAUCAAGGCCGCCAUCAAGGCUAAGAAGCAUGUUGUCACCACAUCUUAUGUUUCGCCUGCCAUGAUGGAGCUGGACGCCGAGGCCAAGGCCGCCGGUAUUACCGUCAUGAACGAGAUUGGUCUUGACCCUGGUAUCGACCAUCUCUAUGCCGUCGAUUUCAUUGACCGCACUCACAAGGCUGGAGGCAAGAUCCUCUCCUUCAAGAGCUUCUGUGGUGGUUUGGCCGCACCAGAGAACUCGGAUAACCCUCUAGGAUACAAGUUCAGCUGGAGCAGCCGUGGCGUCCUAUUGGCGUUGAAGAACAACGCCAAGUAUUUGGAAGACGGUAAGGUCAUGGAUGUUAGUGGCGUGGACCUGAUGGGUACCGCAAAGCCCUACCACACUGGCUUCAUUGGCUUCAACUUCGUCGCCUACGGAAACCGAGACAGCACCGGCUACACUGAAAGAUAUCACAUCCCCGAGGCUCACACCGUCGUCCGUGGCACCCUUCGUUAUGCUGGUUUCCCCGAGUUCAUCAAGGUGCUCGUCGAUAUGGGAUUCCUCCGGGAUGAUGAGCAGGACUACCUUCAGCAGCCAAUCGCUUGGAAGGAAGCCACCAAGCAACUGCUCGGCGCCAAAUCAUCUAGCGAGGCUGACCUGUUGGCUUCGAUUGCCGGCAAGACAAACUUCAAGGACGAAGACCACAAGGCCCGAGUUGUGACCGGCCUCAAGUGGCUUGGCGUCCUGUCCGACAAGAAGAUCACCCCCAGAAAGAACCCGUUGGACACAUUGUGCGCUACCCUCGAGGAGAAGAUGAACUUUGAGGAAGGCGAGCGCGACUUGGUGUUCCUCCAACACAAGUUCGAGGUCGAGAACAAGGAUGGCACCCAGAACACCGUCACUUCUACUCUCUGCGAAUACGCUGUCCAGCAAGUUCUCAACGGAACCCUUUCAGAAAAGGGCAUUCUCGCUCCCAUGACUCCCCAGAUUAACAACCCCUUGAUGAAGGAACUCAAGGAGAAAUACGGCAUCGAAUGCAAGGAGAAGAUUCUCAGCUAA